AUGUCUCGGAAGAGUCAGGGCAAAACGGACCUGGAGCCUCGGGGCAAGUCUCGUCGUGCGACCGGCUGCUCUUCCGAUACCUCCAUCGACAGUAUCGGCAUGGCGGGCACGCAGAGUCGCCACUCAUCGGAGGACUUUGUUCCCCGUCUAGUGGCAGAAGGACCCAUUCCCGAAGGUCAGACCACCUACGACUGCAUUCUCUUUCUGUUCCUCUGCGAGGAGCACAACCGAAUCGCCAUCCUCAACGUGGAGCAGACUCGGGUGGUGUGGUUGCCCUUUGUGGCCAUUCCCUCGGCGAACAGCUGGGAGGAGGCGGCAGAGGACGGACUGCGCCGCUUUCUCACCGUCAGACCGGAGGAGAGCAUCUACCAGGAAAAGGAAGCUAAAUCGCAGAAACCAGCAGAGACCACCGACCUGCCCAAGUACAAGAUGACCACUGUUCACCUGCUGCGCUUUCAACUGUUUUCAGGCAAGUUCAAGGUGCGCAUUACGCAGUUUGUGCGUCUGUUCAAAACUGCUGGAUACGAAUGCUGCCAGGACAACCGAUCUUUGAUGUGGAUCGAUGCGCGCGAAGUGUUGAACGACGGUGUUAAAUGUGGUCCUCUCUGGGGCCCCGAGGUGAAGCUCUUCACGGCAAACCUCAUCAAAACUGAGACCAAGUUCAUUGCCGAGUUUUGCCUGAGUAAGGUGCUCGCCCUGAUCAACCACUCGGAGAACAGGCAACCACCGAACAGCGGAGGGCAGCUGGCCGUCAGCAGGCUGCUGGUGAACAACAAGACCAGUCAGGAGACACUGCUGGCACUGUACGAGGAUUUCAUUGAGUUUUGCUUUCCAUCCUUCUACAUGUGCUUUGAGUCAUUUAAGCAGUACUUUAAGAGGUACAACAAAAAUGACGCCGAGCAGUUGUUCGGUCUGUUCCGAGGCGUCUCCAAUGCCAUCAACCGAAAGGGAUACCUUGACUGGUCCGAGUUUGUAAUGGCGGCGUUUUGCCUCGACCCAACAACUGAAAACGACGAAGGCCGUUGUCUUCUGCUUUUCCACUACUACAACCGAAAUGGCAACAACCAAAUGGAGCUGAGUGACUUCGUGAAGAUGCUCAAAGACCUCAAUCCUUCGCUCUCCGAUGAACGACUGACUGAUGAAGUCAUGCGCCCGCUGAUGCACCUGUGCAACUUCAAGGAGAACAAACUGUCACUGGAGGACUUUCAGCAGGCGAUCAGGAAGGACGUGCUGCGCGGCACUGAGAAGCUGCUUCGUGCCCCCAUGAGCAUCAUUUCUCCGGUGGUGAACGAGGUGAAGAAGCGCUGGCAGAGCACAGCACCCGACAGCAAGAAGGCCGUCGUCGCGAAGAGGCGUAACCGAGGCACAUGUAAUGGCUGCCGGGCGCAGAACUUUCAGUACUGCCUGCACGCGGUCACCUUUGACACCACUGGCCGGUGCGUCAAUCCCAUGAGGAUCAGCAAGUACGAGGCUGCCAGCGCCAACCAGUCGAUUGACGCGCUCUACUACUCUGCCGAGAUCCGCUUUGGUACGGGCAUCUCCUACAGCUUCAUUGACGUCAUUCGCAAGCGCGCCAACAUGAGCAAUGUCCUCUUUACGCCUGGCCAGGACAAGGGCGAGGUGCUGGUGAAGUACAUGGCCAAUCUCCUGGAGAUGGCUCGAGUGCUGGUGAAGAGCGAAGAGCGACUGAUGAAGAUCAACGCGCCUGUGGACGUGAUCGGCGACCUGAAGGGCAGCCUUCCGGCGGUGAUGGCCAUUGAGAAGCUUCGCUGUCCCACGGUGCCGGUCAUCCAGUCGAAUCUGGUCUUUCUGGGCAACUACAUCUGCCCGAAAGCGGCCAACAAUGUUGAGGUGCUGUGCUUUCUGCUGGCGCUAAAGACGCAGAGCCCCAACAAGGUCUUCCUCCUGCGAGGGCACAAUGAGUCGAAUAAGGAGGCUACGCGCAUUCUGCUGAAGGAGUGCGAGGCAAAGUACGGCAGUGUGGCCAGACAGGUGUGCUCACUGCUGGUGUCCGUCCUGGAGGUGCUGCCCUUUGCGGUGAUCAUCGACGAGUCCAUUCUCUGUCUGCACUCCGGGCCGCCCAUCGUCUCUGCCGGCAAUCAGGUGACCAUGAUCGCCGACAUUCCCUCACCGCUGGCCAAUGUCGAGGACAAUGCUGUUGCGCUGGAGAUCCUCAGCGACACGCCCACCGAAGUUGCCAGCGGCAAUGGACAGGAGUUCACGCUGAAGCAGUUUCGCACCUUCAUGCAGCUCAACAGUCUGUCCUUUCUCAUUCGCGGCAACUCCAUCUCCACAUCAGUCAACAUUAGCCACUACACACUGCACUUUGAGGCGCGCUGCAUCAGUCUGGCCUCGCACACCGCAAAGCCGAUGAUUGUGCUCGUCGAUGCCGGCAAGAGGCUGUACGGCAAGGCGAAAGAAGUCAAGGAUGUUUCGCCCAUUUUGAGAGUGGUUCAGCUAGACAAUUCACUUCCAGUGGUCAGCAAGAAAGAAUGA
Molecule: messenger RNA, 2496 nt
Organism: Rhagoletis zephyria (snowberry fruit fly)
Lineage: Eukaryota; Metazoa; Arthropoda; Insecta; Diptera; Tephritidae
Source: RefSeq, a predicted model, not a curated record